UUGACUCUGGAGUGGCUGUGUGCAAACGGGCCACGCCUCUGCGACUCCAGCUGUCAGAGCCACCAGCUCGGGGGGUCGUGAGAACUUUGGGGAUUGCCUCCACGCAUACACCCCCUAACCGCGUCACGUGCAGCGGGGCUCCGCGAAGGAGCCACCUUUCUCCGUCCCCAUCCCCAUCCAAGCGCCCCUAGCUGUGACAGCGCCUCCUGACUCCAGAGUGAGCGCUCAGGCUCCAGCAGCAGGUGUCUGGGGCGGGCGUCCCGCUCUCUGCAGACACUCAGGUUGUCGUCUCGCCCCCGCCCCUGCUCGGAGCCCGCGGUCCCUCGCCGCUGGAAACCGUGCCUCUUCGCAGCAUGGCCACCAGGCUCAGCCUCGACGACCCCCUGCUGCCCAUCACGCUGUCCGCACAGCAAAACACGCUCCUGCUGCUCCUCUCGGUGCUGGCCGCCGUGCACGUGGGCCAGUGGCUGCUGAGGCAGCGGCGGCCGCAGCCCGGGCCCGCGCCCCCGGGCCCCUUUGCGUGGCCGCUGAUCGGAAACGCCGCGGCGAUGGGCCCCGCGCCGCACCUCGCGUUCCAGCGCCUGGCGCGGCGCUACGGCGACGUCUUCCAGAUCCGCCUGGGCGGCUGCCCGGUGGUGGUGCUGAACGGCGAGCGCGCCAUUCGCCAGGCCCUGGUGCAGCAGGCCACCGCCUUCGCUGACCGGCCGCCCUUCGCCUCCUUCCGCGUGGUGUCGGCCGGCCGCAGCCUGGCGUUCGGCCAGUACUCGGAGCGCUGGAAGGCGCAGCGGCGCGCGGCGCAGGGCACCAUGCGCGCCUUCUCCCCGCUCCAGCCGCGCAGCCGCCGCGUCCUCGAGGGCCACGUGCUGGGCGAGGCGCGCGAGCUGGUGCAGCUGCUGGUGCGCGGCAGCGCGGGCGGCGCCUUCCUCGACCCGCGGCCGCUGACCUUGGUGGCCGUGGCCAACGUCAUGAGCGCCGCGUGCUUCGGCUGCCGCUACAGCCACGGGGACGCCGAGUUCCGCGAGCUGCUCAGCCACAACGAGGAGUUCGGGCGCACGGUGGGCGCGGGCAGCCUGGUGGACGUGCUGCCCUGGCUGCUGCGCUUCCCCAACCCGUUGCGCACAACCUUCCGAGAGUUCCAGCAGCUCAACCGCAACUUCAGCAACUUCGUCCUCGACAAGUUCCUGAGGCACCGCGAAAGCUUCCGUCCCGGGGCCGCCCCCCGCGACCUGAUGGACGCCUGCAUCCUCUCGGUGGGGAAGGAGGCGGCCGUGGGCUCGGGCGACAGCGCCGCGCGGCUGGACGAGGACUACGUGCCGUCGACUGUCACCGACAUCUUUGGCGCCAGCCAGGACACGCUCUCCACCGCGCUGCAGUGGCUGUUCCUCCUUUUCACCAGGUACCCUGAAGCGCAGGCUCGGGUGCAGGCCGAACUGGACCAAGUCGUGGGUCGAGAGCGUCUGCCCUGCCUGGAUGAUCAGCCCAAACUGCCCUACAUCAUGGCCUUUCUUUACGAAGCCAUGCGCUUCUCCAGCUUCGUGCCCAUCACCAUUCCCCACGCCACCACUGCCAGCACCUCUGUCCUGGGCUACCACAUUCCCAAGGACACGGUGGUGUUUGUUAACCAGUGGUCCGUGAAUCAUGACCCCGCGAAGUGGCCUGCCCCGGAGGACUUCGAUCCCACCCGGUUCUUGGACCAGGACGGCUUCCUCAACAAGGACCUGGCCAGCAGCGUGAUGAUUUUUUCCAUGGGCAAACGGCGCUGCAUCGGGGAAGAGAUUUCCAAGACACUGCUGUUUCUCCUGGUUUCCGUCCUGGCUCACCAGUGCAAGUUCAAGGCCGAUCCCGAGGAGCCCGCAAAAAUGGACUUCACUUACGGCCUGUCCGUUAAACCCAAGUCAUUUAAGAUCAAUGUCACCCUCAGAGAGUCCAUGGAGCUCCUCGACAGGGCCGUCCAAACGUUGCAAGCUGAGGAAGACUGCCAGUGAGAAGCCAGAAGCAAGCUGGAAUUUUAGAAGGACUCCAGUUUUGGGGGAUGGGGAGUAACAUUUUCUCAGUUCGCCUCCCAAGUGAGCCCAGAUCAGCACCGGGCUGUGCAGGAGCUCUGGGAAGACUUCUUUUCCAUUCAGGAGUGAAGGGGCCCAAAGAAGUUUUAUACACACAUGGAAUGCUGGGAGUACUUCCUCCAGAGAGCAUGCUUUGGAGAUCAAACACAUUUGGGCCCACAUGCAGAACUACCUGGUGAAGAGGUACUUCCGAUACCAUGCUUUCGUGGGUGGGAUCCCAGGUGGACGUUCUGUGGGCUGAACAGCAGUAGAAAAACCGUAUGAAGCCAAGUUUCAGAAUAUAUUGUUGAAUAUGCAAAGGCAGAUAAUUUCAGUGUAAGACAUGUGACUCAGGGUGAGAGGGAAAAGAUUCAGACCGAAAGUUCCUUGUCAAUACAGUAGCUUACUUAGGCUCUGGUAUCUGUGGUUGGAUUUAUCUUUUGGCCUACCGAUGUGCUUUCUCAUACCUUUAUGGAUGGUUCAUAAAGUCGUUUGCUGAAAAGGAAAUUAAUAGUAGUUGCUUUAAUGAUUAUAGUGGGUUUCAGUGAUUUAUCAUUCAUUAUAAAAUGUAAGUUGUUAAACUGUAAAACAUUCUAAACUGUGUUGAUUGCCAAAGUACAGAAUUUCAAUUGUAAGCAACAUCCCCCCCCCCAAAAAAAAACAAGACUUAACAGCCCAGCUAAGCUUUAAAUUAUGUAAUUGCAAUGCACUGAGUUCAAUAAUUAGCAUAGCUUUUUAAAAAAUCACCCAAUAGUACUCAGUAUGUAUACACAUAUAAUUAUUCAUAGGUAAUAUGUAUUAGUUAUUUUAUUAUUAAAUUCUUAGUAUUAAUUAUUUUGGUCAAGAAAAGGUUGUACAACAUAUAUCUUUUAUAUUGUCAUAGAAAAUUGAAAAGUGUAACCAAUUCAACUAAUUCUGUCUCACAUACAUGAAAUGAGUUAGAUUAAGUCAACUACCUAUUUUUGACAUGGAAACCAAGUUGAAGCAAAGUCUUGCCUUUCAUCCAAAACUCGAAUGACAACUGAAAAAUCUCAAAAUUGGGUCUGCAAGAUGUCUCUUCCUUAUUACUUUACAAUAUAUUUAUUAAAAUUCUAUUCAUAAUACAGAAUCUCUUUUAAAAAUUGAUCAAAUAUGUUAUAAUUCCAAACUCUUGGCAUGCUUAAAAUUUAAUUUAAUUUUAAAGACAUUCUAAUUAUUGAGUACAAGUUGAAGUUACUGGAAAUCUGACCAUUAGCCUUUGGAACGCAGAGAAAUUUCACCUGUGUUUCCUGAUGAAUAGCGAACAAUCCAACAAAUUACCUGAACGUUACCUUUAUUAAGAAAGAAGAGGGAAAAUUAUAACAGACCUAUUUUUCCUUUUAAAUAAUUUUUAAAAAUAGCGUUAAUGUCAGUGCUUUGGAAAGUCAGAAUCCGAAGGUAGUCUCGGGGUGGCUGUUUUGAGGGCUGCAUUGUGUAUCACUGAAGCUGAUCAGAUAAAUUGUGUUGUCUAAGAUGGGCAACCCGGGGAGCCGUCCCUCUGGUAACUGAAAACAUAAAGCUGGAACUAAAUGUGUACAUUCAGUUUAUGCAAAUAAUCUGAAAACCUUAAAAAAAGUGAUGGAAGAUUGUAAGAGUGCAAAAUGAAGUCUGAAGGUUUAACUUUCAUCAGAAUUAUAAAGGAAGGAGUGUAUCCUGUUGUGUGUAUAGGGGUGGAAAGAGUCAAGCAUGAAAAACUGAAAAGGAAGAAAGAUGGUUAAACAUUUCCCCACUCAUUCCAAUUUAAUUAAUUUGAAAUAGGAAUAUUUAGAAAAAAAGAUGUUUUUCGUGUGCCUGUAUUAAAUCCCAAGUAGACUUUUAAAAAUCUGCAACAUAUUAGAUCUAUUUUGUAACUCAAAAUUCUUUUUAAUCCUCACCUGAGGAUUUGUUUUUAUUGAUUUUUCUUUAGUGAGAAGGGAAGGGAGAGAGAGAGCGAGAAAGAGAGAAACAUCAGUAUGAGAGAGAAACAUCGAUCGGUUGCCUCCCGUAUGCACCCUGACCAGGACUGAACCCACAACCGGGAAUUGAACUCACAACCUUUUGGUGUACAGGACGACGCUCCAACCAACGGAGCCACCCGGCCAGAGCUGUAAUUUGAAAUUUUUUAUUAGUAGAAAUUUCACAUAAUUUUAAUUAUAAAAUCUCAUAGCCGUUUAUCUCGAAUAUGAAAAACUGUUUGUGCCAGUAUUUUUAAGGGCUCUAAAGUCAACUAUAGAAAUGAGGCCUACCAAUACAUUUAAAAAUUUUUGGUACUGGCAAUUCCAAAAUAUUAUUACCUUCUUCCCUCCCCCCUCCCUCCAGCAGGGCUGAGAAAGUGACUUUGGGCUGCCUUACCCUACUUAUUCUGGGAGGUGUGUGGCAGCACAGUAAUCACGUACUAAUCUGGAUGCCUCAUUAAGUAAACCAGAUCCAGAUGUGCUAUAAUCUGUUUUUAAUGCAGUUUUUAUGUACGUGGGCUCAGUUAAUGUGCUUUCAGCAGUGGGAAAGCUGUGCUUAUAUGGAAGAAAGUAAGGUGGAUGCUUAGAGGUUAGCUGGUUUAUUUAAUAUGUUUCUAACCUAGUUAAAGGAAGGAAAGCAAACCCCAAAACAAAGAAAAAUAAUCAAAUUUGGGGGCUACAGUAAUCAUGUUACUGGCUAAUCAGAAAACCUCGUUUUAUUUCUGCCAGAGAAAAAAAUGCACUUGCUGGUCACCAUUAUAGUCAGAACGUCUACUCCAGGUAAUUGCAAUAAAGUAUAUAUUAAAGCUUUGACUUUAUAAGAAAAUUGCUUGUUUUCCAAAAUAAAAAGAAAGUGUCUCAGGUUUGUUUUGUGAGUUAUCUAAAAGCCUUCAUGUCUCAGAACUUAGCCUUUACCUGUGAAAUAUUAUUAUAGCCUUAAUAUUUUCAUAUUACAUCUAUAUUAGAUCAGAUAAUUGCAUAGCAUUAUAUAUUCAUUCGUGUGUUUUUAGCUAUGAAACAAAUGUGUAAUAAAAAGCUAUACUUUAUUAGAUGUUUAUAACUCAAGGAUAACUUCUUAUUUAACCUUUUAUUAUUUUUGUAUUUUAUCAUGUAUGCUUUUAAUCUGUACAUAGUGACUAUAAUGCAUAGUUGUACUUGAAAUAUAUUUUAGGGACACAGCAUUAAUAUGUAGAUUUUACUGUUUGAUAUACCAAAUUAAAAAUUCUGUAUCUGUAAUUACCUAUAAUAGGACACCAUUGCCGAAAUAAUAAAAAUCACUUUCAUAA
This is a messenger RNA of Eptesicus fuscus (big brown bat), 5280 nucleotides long. Its product is annotated as cytochrome P450 1B1. The transcript is spliced from 3 exons. Bases 354 to 1985 code for a protein of 543 amino acids. The record is from RefSeq and is a predicted model, not a curated record. Lineage: Eukaryota; Metazoa; Chordata; Mammalia; Chiroptera; Vespertilionidae. Gene Ontology annotation, cellular component: intracellular membrane-bounded organelle. Gene Ontology annotation, molecular function: oxidoreductase activity, acting on paired donors, with incorporation or reduction of molecular oxygen; heme binding; iron ion binding.